Messenger RNA from Nothobranchius furzeri (turquoise killifish), 4194 nucleotides. It is a transcript of the gene nup58, whose product is annotated as nucleoporin 58. Lineage: Eukaryota; Metazoa; Chordata; Actinopteri; Cyprinodontiformes; Nothobranchiidae. Gene Ontology annotation, biological process: nucleocytoplasmic transport. Gene Ontology annotation, cellular component: nuclear pore. Gene Ontology annotation, molecular function: structural constituent of nuclear pore. The record is from RefSeq and is a predicted model, not a curated record.
UAGAUUAUUACCCAAGAUGCACUAGCACAAAAAUACCAGGCGGGUAAUAGGAAAAGAAGAGCCAUGCGAAAAGUAGUUUUGAGAAUUUUUUUUAACAUACCAGGCUUAUUUAAUAGAUUGUAAAUCGCCACAAGGCUGCAGUGUGAUCUCAGUUAUUGGGAAUAUAAAACAUUUUUGAUCAGUUAUGUUUUAAACAAAUGCUAGAGCGCGGAUCUUGGCCCUCACGCGGGCAUGAAAAGCUAACUGACGUGAUGGUGUGCUAAGCUUGCAAAUGAAUUUCAUUAGUAUUUGAAGUUCAAAUUGUUUGGUAGUGCUUGUGUAGCUGUUAGGAGAAAAUGUCUGGCUUUAACUUUGGAUCGGGAACGCUUGGAGCUACCAACACGGGUGGAGGAUUUUCAUUUGGAGCCGUUACCAGUGCCCCUGCAGCCAAUACGAGCGGCUUUUCCUUUGGGACUGUUCUGGGAACAGCAGCUGCAGCCCCUGCUCCAACCACUGCCACCUCCACCACUGCUUCUCUCGGACUGGGAGGCAGCAUCUUUGGCCAGAAACCUGCUGGAGGAUUCUCUUUCAAUACGCCAGCUUCAAGUGCUUCUGCGCCCACCACAGGCCUCGCAAUAGGCAUUCCAGCUACAACAGCUGCUACCACUGGCUUUAGUUUAGCCUUCAACAAGCCCACUGCCUCAGCGACACCCUUUUCCCUCACCACCAGCACCAGUUCCUCGACAGUGGGAGCAGGUUUAUCAUUUGGCUCCGUCCUGACAUCCACAGCACCACAGCAGCCCUCAGCCACUGGCUUCAGCCUUGGUCUCGGUGGCAUCACAACCGCCUCAGCAGCCUCAACAGUGCCAUCACUGGGCACUGGACUUUUCUCCAGCACUGGAGCCUCAGGGCUGGGCCAGACUACUCUUGGAGGAGGAGCCUUGGGUUCUUUGCUGGCCACCUCCACAGCAGUACCAGCUGCUCCUUCUCCAAGCAUUGGCCUGGGUGGGGUUGACUUCAGCACCCUCUCCGAGAACAAGAGCGAUGCAUUAUCUGGAACCAAUGCGCAGGACAGCAAAGCUCUAAAAGAUGAGAAUCUGCCCACAUGUAUUUGUCAAGAUGUAGACAAUUUUCAAAAAUUUGUAAAAGAGCAAAAGCAGGUUCAGGAAGACAUCAGUAGGAUGUCCUCAAAGUCCAUUUCUAAGGUUCAGGAUGACAUCAAAAGCCUCAAACAGCUGCUUUCUGUCUGUGCCAGCGGACUGCAGCGCCAGGCUCUGGCUAUAGACAAACUCAAGUUGGAGACAGCUCAGGAGCUGAAAAAUGCAGACAUAGCUCUGCGCACCCAGAAGACACCUCCUGGCCUUCAGCAUGAAAACACUGCUCCGUCAGAUUAUUUCCGUGGCUUGGUUGACCAGUUUGAGGUGCAGCUGCAGCAGUACCGGCAGCAGAUAGAAGAGCUGGAGAAUCACCUGACCACGCAGAGCAGCGGCACACACAUCACCCCUCAGGAUCUGACGAUGGCCAUGCAGAAGUUGUACCAAACAUUUGUUGCACAGGCUGCCCAGCUUCAGUCUGUCCAUGAGAACGUUAAGAUUUUGAAGCACCAGUACCUUUCCUACCGAAGAGCCUUCCUGGAAGACUCCACGGACAUCUUUGAAUCCAAACGGGCGUCUAACAGGAAAUGGCAGAGUUCGCCGCGAGUCACAACCGGGCCCGCCCCCUUCUCCAGCGUACCCAACGCUGCAGCUGUUGCUAUGGCAGCCACGUUGACCCAGCAACAGCAGCCAACUCCAGGGUACAAGAACUGGACAGACGAUGGGUGAAAAUGGAGCCAAAGUCCUAAAAAUGUCUUACUCCUUGGUAGGAAAUGAUAUGGACACUAACACUAGGAGUGCUUUGAGACAUUUGUACGUUAUAAAGUAACGUAGAAGUUUCUCUCAGUGUUGAACAUUUAAAUACCUUUCAUAGGUUUGAUUACACCAAGGCCAUACCACUGUUACUCGAUUAAAGCUGUUUUACCUAAGGGCUACCAUUGGCCUAACAGGGCUGGUCCGUUUUACCUUCAGUUCAUUUGAGGGACGUUGUAUAAUCGAAGUGUUGGUGAUUUAGAAGGAUACAGGGUUUGCUGCUAAGACUGGUCCGUACAGGUUCCAGUAAUUGUGCCAAUUCAGACACGUGUUUGCUGGUCACACUGCUUCCAGAUCUCUUCAUUGUGAGGAGACUUGGUUCACCACCGUGUCUUUUGAGCGUAACGUUGCCUAAUGUACGCGGUGAUCAAGUGUAAAUGCAAAUUAAACCAGUGGUUAUUAUAUAAGCUAAUUAACAGUAGGGAUGCACCAAAAUGAACAUUCUUGGCCGACACUGAAAACCGAAAAUGAAGUUACCAAGUCCGAAAACCGAAGCACCGAAAGAAAUUAUUACGGCAAUAAUUAGAACCAUAGGGUUUAUGGCUACAAUGUGCACUAACCUCACAAAAGUCAACGCGUUGCAAUAAAUGAAUUACAAAACCACAAAAAUAAUUAUUUAGCACUGACGUAACAAAACACGUUAUAAAUGAAAACUCAAAAUAAAAUGUUUCACUUGGCCCCAUUUAUUAAAUAAUAGUAAAACUGCUAAAUUAUAAGUGUACAGGCUAAUAACUGAAAGGCCUGCUGAGAAGUACUGUAAAAUUAACCUUUUAGGCGCCAACGUCGUUUAACGAGUAUGUGUUUCAUGAGUAAGCAAGCUGCACACACAAGAUCCAACGCCUAUUUCACUGUGUUUAGGACAUGGUGGGUGUAGGAAAAAAAAAGAUAAAAUCACAGUAAGAUGUGGCGGGAAUGUAGAAGAAGGACAAAAAAAGCUGGCAGACGCGGUAGAUGUGAAACUGAAAGCAAGUGUGUCACAUAAUUGAUACAAAUAUUCCAGCAAUUGUACUAAAACGGCAUCACCAAAAGGGGAAAAACGACUUUAGGCAUCAGUAUGAAUGUACUAUUUUAUGAAGCACAGAGCAGGUUGCCACGUGAGGGCGGAUCGAGAUGAAACGAGGUUCACCUGACGGUCUAUUUCGGCUGUGCUGUUUCAGUGGUUUAUGUGUUUAGGCUGAAAAUGCACUUAAAGGUCAUUUUCAGCCAAAAAUCUUUGGUGGCUGAAUUUUUGGUGCAUCCCUAAUCGGUGGUGUUAGGACCUGGUAAGGUGAUGAUUGUUGGUUUAUGUGAAGACCGAACAAGCAGCUUUGGACCUCUCUGUCCUUUUUGUUUAAACACCAACUAGACCGUUUGGGUUUCUGUUAGCGUUCAGCAUGUCUUCCACAUUCUACAGACACUGAAUUACUCACAUUUGGGGUCUUUUUGUUUGUGUUUGCAGAUACUGUAUUUAUUUUUUUUUUUUUUUUUGUAACGCCAUGACAACCGGGGUCAUCUCCAAAGUGAAGAAGUUAAAAUGUGAAGUUUUUUCUCACAGGCACAUGUUCAUCUCCAAAAUGUGUCAGAUUUGUAACCCUAGUGGACAUAUUUAUAACUCCUUUGUCUUUGUUCAGAUUUGACACAACAGUACUAAAAAAUUAGCCUUAUUAGUUUCAGAUCUAUACGCUGCUGUUUCUAGAAGCGGGCUGUAACAGACUGUUUUGAAUGUCAUUUUCUCUGAAGAAUCUUUUUAAGGUCCUUGUAUUCUGUCCAUUUCGUUGCCUCCCCUUUGCACAGGGGUUUUGUUUGUGGCAUUGAAGGGAUGAAAGUUUUCGCCUGAAAUGUAAAGAAUCACAAACCAGGGUUUUAGCGUGUGGCGCGUUUUCAAAUUUGUUGUUUUUAUUAACCUCAACCACCAGUAUUGUAGCCGCUGGAAGAAUGCAAAAGGCUCAGACUUACAAACAUUUCAAAUGGUGACUGUUCUUUUAUUGAUGAACGCACGAAACACCAAAAUGCUACCAUAAAUGCCAGUUCCUCCCAAAACUAAGAGUGCUUUUUCAGGGUGUGUGUGAAACGAUAUACUCGAAGCCUGUUGAAUAUAUAUGGUGUGCCUUUUUAGCUCUACAAUAACCGCGUGAUGCAUUUUAUGAACAGGGUGGGAGGAGGGGCUUAUGCUAGUUCAUUCACUCUCAAAAGCUUGAAAAUUUGGAAACUUGUUGAAUGCAGUAGCAGUUAGCAAGUAACGGUCAAUUCUGUUCCCAAUUGUCUGUGUUUUAUUAUGUAAGUGGAAAUGCUAAUAAAUUGACAAUAAAUCAGUUUUUAAACAAAGAAA